AUGUUGAUUAACAAAGCAGUGUUAUUAACAACCUUUGCCAUACUGUUAAGUACCGGCGUGUUUGCAACGCUUUCGCCGUCUGAUAAAAGUAAAAACAAAAAAGUUAAAGAGCUGAAGGUGAAAACGGACCCACAACCGACGAACGUGUACGAUCGUGGUCUGGUACAAGGAGAGCCCUCAGCCAAGGACAUCAUUGUGGAGAAUGCUGCCUAUUUUCAGGAUACUUCGCUCAAGCUGUUCGAGGGAACCGUACUGGGUUUUGUUACACCGUGGAAUAACCACGGCUACGACGUAGCCAAAAUGUGGGGUCCGAAAUUUGAUUACGUGUCCCCGGUAUGGUUACAAGUUCUAAGAAAAGGCCCCAAGAAGUACGAAAUAGCCGGUGUCCACGACAUCGACGAUGGUUGGGCGAAGGAUGUGAAGAAAGCAGGCUCAACGAUCAACAAUCGAGUUGUGCCUCGUGUUCUUUUCGAUAAAUUCACCGAUCGAGAUUUCUCGCAGCUCCUGACGUACCCAGAGGAGCGAACCAUCGUCGCUAAGCUGCUGCUUGCCACAGUUCGCAAGCAUCGGUUCGACGGAAUCGUGCUGGAAGUUUGGUCACAACUGGCGGCCCGUGUCGAAGACAACUUUCUGGUCGGUUUGGUGGAGGAAAUAUGCAACACUCUCACGGGCGCUUCGUACGAUUGCAUUCUUGUAAUUCCACCAGCUCGCAAGGAAACAUAUGAUCUCUUUUCUCGCAAACACUUCGAAGCUCUCGUGCCAUCGGUGACGGCGUUCUCGCUCAUGACCUACGACUUUUCGAGUGUCCAGCGGCCGGGAGCGAACGCACCGCUUUACUGGGUACGAAAUGCCGUUCUGCACAUCUGCCCCGACAGUGCGGACGGCCUGCGAGAGAAGCGGGCGAAGAUUUUGGUCGGUCUUAACAUGUACGGAAGCGAUUUCACACCCAACGGAGGUCAGCCGAUCGUAGCUCACGAGUAUCUAGCUCUGCUGAAACAUCUGAAGGGUCACCUCACGUACGACGAACACGAUGUGGAGAAUUUCUUCGAGGUGAAAACAUCCAACGGACGACACAUGGUGUUCUAUCCGACUCUUUUCUCCAUCGAUGAACGGCUCAAAUUGGCUCGGGAGCUCGGAACCGGCAUCUCCAUCUGGGAGCUCGGACAAGGCCUAGACUACUUCUAUGAUUUAUUCUGAAUGGCCGCCUCGGGAAGCUGGCGCAAAUGCUCAAAAACGCUGUCGCUGCGAAUACGCAUUUCGGAUAUUAAGUUACACCGAAAUCAACUAGAAGGCUCGUUAGUGAGACGAACUAGCUUCGUUCUUAUCUUAGCGUUAGCGUAAUGCCUACAGCACUGUUCGGUUGAUUAUCUUGAUAAUACAUUUUAUCCUGCCUUAA
Molecule: messenger RNA, 1396 nt
Organism: Anopheles nili
Lineage: Eukaryota; Metazoa; Arthropoda; Insecta; Diptera; Culicidae
Product: chitinase domain-containing protein 1
Exons: 4
Coding region: 1-1197 (398 amino acids)
Biological process (GO): carbohydrate metabolic process
Cellular component (GO): extracellular region
Molecular function (GO): chitin binding; oligosaccharide binding
Source: RefSeq, a predicted model, not a curated record